Molecule: messenger RNA, 1177 nt
Organism: Hyaloscypha bicolor E
Lineage: Eukaryota; Fungi; Ascomycota; Leotiomycetes; Helotiales; Hyaloscyphaceae
Product: regucalcin
Exons: 5
Coding region: 35-1015 (326 amino acids)
Biological process (GO): L-ascorbic acid biosynthetic process
Molecular function (GO): gluconolactonase activity; calcium ion binding
Source: RefSeq, a predicted model, not a curated record
CAGACUACGAGUCAACACAAGCACUUUACCCAAGAUGCAGCCUCCCUUAGAAACCAUCCAAGGAGGCAAAGCAUGGUACAAGCCUCCCAACGGCCCCAUGGUCCUGGGCGAGGCGCCCAUCUACAGAGCCUCAGACAGCACACUUCACUGGGUCGACGCUCUUAAGGAGCCUUCUGAACUCCAUAUCCUAAAAGUUGAUCCGGAGUCAGGUGACCCGAUCGGCGAAGCUCGAGUCCUGAUUCUGGAGGAUAGUGUCUCAGUGCAAUAUUUCCGCCAGGGGGUGAAGGGGAGUUACAUCUGCGCGUAUUAUUGCGGGGUGGCGUUUAUGGAUGAGGAGACGGGGAAGUUGGAUGUUGUGAAUGAAAUUAUUCCGAAGAGUAUGAGGGCGGAGAAGAGGUUUAAUGAUGGGGGUGUUGAUGCGAAGGGCAGAUUUUGGUUGGCGGAGAUUGAUAAGCAGGCUAUGGCAUUUGGUCUUGGUGGACCGCCUGAGAGUUAUGGCGAGCCGAAGGGAAGGUUAUGGAGGUAUGAUCCGGACGGGAGUUUGCAUGAGAUGGCGAAUGGGUUUGUUUGUGGGAAUGGGAUUGAUUGGAGUCCGGAUAAUAAGAUCUUUUAUUUGAAUGACUCUGUUGGCCAAAAGUCAUAUGCGUUUGACUUCGAUCUCGAGACAGGGAGUAUCUCGAACAAGCGAUUGAUAGUCGAUAUGAGAGGAACGGGAGGGGAACCAGAUGGACUGGUUGUGGAUACCGAUGGUAAUAUUUGGAUGGGCGUGUAUGGAUCUAACAGAGUUAUGAUCUUUGACCCCAAUGGAAAGCAUCUGAAAGACAUCGAAUUCUCAGGGAAGAAUCUCACCUGUCCAACAUGGGGUGGGAAGAACUUAGACAUCUUGUUCGUGACAUCAGCAAAGGAUCCCAUUCUCGGCAUCAAAGAUGGCGAUGAGGGCGGAAACAUGUUUAAAUACAUGGUUAGAGCGGGUUCAAAUCCAAAAGGGAAGCCCAAAUUUGAAUUUGCAGGAUAGAAUCAUUAGCGUGAAGAUUUCCAGUCAACCAGGAGAGAUUAUCGAUGGUUUUCAGCGUCGGCACAAUUUCAAAACGGUCUCGGAAUGAAAGAGAAAGUCAAAAGAUGUAAAUCGGGGGAGAUUAAAGGGGAAAGAAGUUACGACAGCUGGACCAAGACCCCG